Messenger RNA from Pelobates fuscus (common spadefoot toad), 1889 nucleotides. RefSeq names its product complement C3a receptor 1 (gene C3AR1). Gene Ontology annotation, molecular function: G protein-coupled receptor activity; complement component C5a receptor activity. The record is from RefSeq and is a predicted model, not a curated record. The coding region runs from base 1 to 1227 and encodes 408 amino acids. Gene Ontology annotation, cellular component: plasma membrane. NCBI's taxonomy places the organism in Eukaryota, Metazoa, Chordata, Amphibia, Anura, Pelobatidae. The transcript has a single exon. Gene Ontology annotation, biological process: chemotaxis; phospholipase C-activating G protein-coupled receptor signaling pathway; inflammatory response.
AUGGUUCAUUACACCCCUGAGUCUAUCCUCACGGUGAUGAUCUUAAUGAUUACCUUCCUGGUGGGCGUGCCAGGAAACAUUUUAGUAAUCUGGAUAACAAGUUUUAAGAUGAAACGGACAGUGAACACAGUGUGGUUUUGGAAUCUUGCUUUAGCCGACCUAACCUGUUGUUUGUCUCUUCCUUUAUCCAUUGCCCUUGAACUUCUCCAUAACGAGUGGCCAUAUGGCUCCUUCUUAUGCAAAGUUUUACCUUCCAUCAUUAUCCUCAACAUGUUUGCCAGCGUCUUCACAUUGGUGACUAUUAGUGUUGAUCGUUGCAUUUUGGUAGUGAAGCCUGUAUGGGCGCAAAAUCACCGUAGUGUAUGUUCUGCUUGGCUCGUUUGUUUAGUUAUUUGGUUUAUUUCCUUCUUGAUGUGUCUCCCUCUCCUCCUGUAUCGGGAAACCAUCACAGAGCAUAAUAUCACCACAUGUGGAUAUAAAUACACCAGCACGUAUUCUGAUGAUGAACAAUUUUGGCCAGAAUGUUACGACAAUGAAGACUGUAACUUCACAUCAUGGACCUAUGUUUAUGACUCUGCCAGCGAAACAGAGUCAGUUAGUACAGCUUUAAUUUCUGCAUCUAACUUCACAAACUCAGAAGAAAUUUGGACUACAACGCAUCCAAUGGCUACAUAUAGCACUCAACAAGAAGAACAGGGUCAAAACUCUAUUGAUGUUGAUAAUUUUUUCUUUGAGAUAGAUGAUGAUGAUGAAUCAGGUCACAACACAGUCAUUACUAUUACACGUGCUGUUUUGGGGUUCUUUUUACCAGCUAUAAUUAUCUCGGCCUGCUACAUCCGCUUGGCCUGGAAAAUGCAAAGUGCGAGCUUCCGUAAGAUGAGCAAAAAAACUCUUAAAGUGGUGUUUAGUAUUAUUUUGGCAUUUUAUAUAUCCUGGACUCCAUACCAUCUCGUGGGUCUUACUAUGCUGUACGUGCACAGCCAACGUCUAAACCGUCUGGACCAUCUCUCUCAAGCACUAGCGUAUUCAAACAGUUGCAUUAAUCCCAUCCUCUACGUCUUUAUGGGCAAAGAUUUCAAGAGCAAGAUGCGGAAGUCUAUGCUGGGGUUGAUGGAAAGUGCCUUUAGUGAAGACGUUACUCAAAGCACCAAUCGCAGCAGAAGCAAAGCGAGUGUUCAAGACAUCUACUCCGUGAGUGGGCAAAGCCAAGCAAUGAUGACUCUAUAGGACGUUGCUUAGUGUGUGCUUACCUUGUCCACUUACAUUAAAUAGCUUUGUAUAUGUCAUUGUUACACAUUUGUGAAGAGAGGCAUAUUGACACAUGGACAACUACAGUGGUAGUGCCAAGCAUACAAAAUCCAAAACUAAAUGACCUAAAAUCCCUGGGGACUUUCCAUGAACUGUGUGCUAUGGAGAUUCAUGGGCUUGGCAUAAAAAAAUUUGCCAGAAAGUAUUAUAGACUCAACAUAUCUGAACUAUUUCCUGCCUUUUCUGCUAAAUAAAGACUAUUUAAAAAAAAAAAAUGAAUAGACUUCUAACUUAACAAUAAGAACAAAUGUUCCAGCCAGGGUCGUUGCUAGUGUCCAAACACAUUCAGGACUUGAGCUCAAGACAAACAAGUAUUAUCAAUGUCCCUCACAAAUGUUACAUAUUUACGCCUGCAAUAUAUGUGUUUUGACACACAUUGAGAUAUACAUGAAGACCAAUGGUUGAUGGUGAAGUUUUAGAUGGUGAGGCGCUAGGCUCCACACCAGUAAUUUGAUUGCACCCCUUUCCGUAAACUUUGACCCUAAUCUGUAUUACUUUGCUCACUAAAAGGAUACAAUAGGCACCAAAACAACUUUGCUUAUAAAGCAAUUUUUGUGUAUAGAUCACGCCGCUGAAGUCUC